AAAUAAACAAAAUGCAAUCGCAAAACUGGUCAAAAUGGCGUGCGACUACUUGUUUGUUAUUCUUUUUUGCUCUUUUUUGAAAGGUAAAUACACUCCUCAAUACACGUAGCUCGAAGAGGAGCUGCCGAAGGUGAACAGAUCUGAGACGCCAUGGCUGAUUGUGCUGAUGCAUUCUCCAUGGUACAACAGCUACAACUACCACUACAUGGAAGGAGAAACCAUGAGAGUUAUGUACGAGCCGUGGUUUGUCAAAUACAAAGUCGACGUCGUGUUUGCUGGCCAUGUACACGCCUAUGAACGAUCGGAACGCGUAUCUAACAUUGCGUAUAAUGUUGUGAAUGGAAUUUGUACACCGGUGAGAGACCAAUCGGCCCCUGUUUAUAUAAUCAUUGGUGAUGGAGGAAAUCUUGAAGGCCUCGCUACCAACAUGACAGAGCACAGCCGAAAUACUCGGCGUUCCGGGAGGCGAGCUUUGGACAUGCGACAUUCGCUAUAAAGAAUAGGACACACGCGUACUACAGCUGGCACCGGAACCACGAUGGGGUCGUGGUGGAAGCCAACUCCAUGUGGUUCUUCAACAGGUACUGACAUUCUAUCGACGAUUCUACUGCUACCACUGCUCAAUAAUAAUAAUAGUAAUUUGUUAUAGGGUAUUGUAUUUCCGACUGUAGUUGCUAUGCUGCUUUGUAAGAAAGCAGUACAAAUUUCUGGAUAUUUUUUAAAAAUAUCUAAAGGAAAUGCUUAUUUCCGACUAUUGAACUAUUGCUAUAUCUGUGGAACUCUAGUUUAA
This is a messenger RNA of Andrographis paniculata, 790 nucleotides long. RefSeq names its product purple acid phosphatase 10-like. The coding region runs from base 167 to 496 and encodes 109 amino acids. Lineage: Eukaryota; Viridiplantae; Streptophyta; Magnoliopsida; Lamiales; Acanthaceae. The transcript has 3 exons. Gene Ontology annotation, molecular function: acid phosphatase activity. The record is from RefSeq and is a predicted model, not a curated record.